Molecule: messenger RNA, 2565 nt
Organism: Esox lucius (northern pike)
Lineage: Eukaryota; Metazoa; Chordata; Actinopteri; Esociformes; Esocidae
Gene: spry4
Product: sprouty homolog 4 (Drosophila)
Exons: 2
Coding region: 184-1149 (321 amino acids)
Biological process (GO): negative regulation of Ras protein signal transduction; multicellular organism development; negative regulation of fibroblast growth factor receptor signaling pathway
Cellular component (GO): membrane; cytosol
Source: RefSeq, a predicted model, not a curated record
GACCGUGUCCUCACCGCAGUACGGAUCGAGUGGAUAGUGUUGAAGAAUUUUUUGCUGGGUGUUAUUAUUAUUUUUUGCUUGGGAGUAAUAUUGUUGGAAUAUACAUGCGGUCCUCCAGCUCAACAGAUACACGCGCUGCUAGUCUGGAAAAGACUGAUAGAUGUUGAGCUCUCCGUUUGCUGCAUGAGGGACACAACCGCACAGAUGGAGUCAAGGGUUCCCCAUCACAUCCCCGGGAUGUCUUCCUCCAUUAUAUCCCAGCCACUGCUGGACAGUAGGGUCCCCUACGGACGGCUUCAGCACCCGCUCACCAUCUUCCCCAUCGACCAGAUCAAGUCGUCCCACGCGGAGAACGACUACAUCGACAGUCCCGCCGUGGUCUCUCAGCAGCCCACCAGCCAGAAGGCCGCCAGCAGGGGCUCCAACGAGGCCCUACUAGAAGCCCCCCACCACCCAAGCCUGGCGCGCAGCGACCCGCACGACGCCACCACGCACCCCUGGAUCUCCUUCAGCGGGCGGCCCAGCUCCGUCAGCAGCAGCAGCAGCACGUCGUCGGACCAGAGGCUACUGGACCACGCGGCCCCCACGCCCGUACUGGACCACGGCUCCGCGGCGGCGCCCGGGGCCCCGUGCUGCGAGCCCAAGGUGGUCACCUCCACUCCGCUGGACCCGAAGGCUGCGGCCCGGGGCGCCGCCGCGGCCACGGACAAGAAGCACUCGCUGCCAUGCGAGACGUGCGGGAAGUGUCGUUGCACAGAGUGCACGCUGCCUCGGACCCUGCCCUCCUGCUGGGUGUGCAACCAGGAGUGCCUGUGCUCCGUGCAGAGCCUGGUGGACUCGGCCACCUGCAUGUGCCUGGUCAAGGCCAUUUUCUACCACUGCACCGAGGACGAGGACGACGAGGGCUCGUGCGCCGACCGGCCGUGCUCCUGCCGCCAGUCCCACUGCUGCGCCCGCUGGUCUUUCAUGGCGGCGGCGUCCCUGCUGCUGCCCUGCCUGGUGUGCUACCUGCCGGCCACGGGCUGCGUCAAACUGUCGCAGAAGUGCUACGACCGGGCCAGCCGCCCGGGGUGCCGCUGCAAGAACUCCCAGUCGGCCUGCCAGGGCUUGCAGGUCAAGGCCGGGGUCCAGGAGAAACAGGGGUCAUGACGCUGACCGGCUGCUGCCUUAUGCCCCCCGCCCCGCCCCGCCCACACAACCGACUCCCUCCGCUGGAGGACCUUCCCCCGAAAACCACGGUACUUUUUGUUUCGGUGACGCUUUGCCGUGCGGGUCCAAAAUAGGUGUGUCUGUUAGAUCGGUUGGCCUGGUUCUGGAGAACCGCUAAGUGUGACAGACUGGUGAAUUUUGUUUUCUAAAAUGGCUGAAGGCAUAAGUCAUUCUACAUCUAUGCUGCUCUAAUUUUCCAGCUUUAUCAUAGCUGUCAUAGCUCCAUGACAAAUUGAACCUUAGUCGUUGUCCUCCGAACAUAAAUCUGUAUGCAGUAUGUUUAAGAAAAUAGGUCUGUCCCAAAGCAGUUUCCAUCAGUUUGUACAAACUGUUGAUUCCCUUUCAAAUAGCUUAGGGGUAUACUUAAAGGCCCAGUGCAGCCAAAAUCCACUUUUUUCCUUUGUUAUAUAAUGUUGUAUUACAGCACAUGGAACUAACACUGAAAAAGUUUGAGAAGAGAACUAUUAUACAUUAUUUCCUGAAAGUUGCUUGUUGAAAAUACAAUUUACAAAGGACCUUGAAAAUCAUUGCAUGUGCAGGAGUUUCAUCAUUCUUUGGUGUUUCAUGCAGCGAAUAGGUAAAUAGACCAAUAACAAGGAGUUCCAAACCUUUCUGCCAAUAACAGCUAGUUUUCAGUACUCCCCUCCCAACUCAGACCACUCCCAGAAAGUCCUCACAAAAUUAUUUCUUGAUAGUUUUUUGAUAAAAAAUGACUUUUGUCCAUUUUAAUGGAAACCUAUAGCAGGAAGGUACUUCUUUUUUACACACUAAGGAUUUUAAUUGAAAUGAAAAUAUGGCUGCAUUGGGCAUUUAAGGUGAAACAGACUCUGUACUGCCCACUAUGUACUGAAUAUUCUUUAGUGGUCAUUGCCACAUAAGCCUUCCUGUUGCUAUCCUGAUGUUGAGCUUUUAACUAGGUAACAAUGUGAGAGGUAAAGGGGUGUGGCUUUGGAGCAACCUGUCAGUCAGACAGCAAUUAGAAUUUUAAUGUUUCUGUCUUUUUGUAUUUGUUAUUUUUGUUUGUCUGAUACUAAGGUCAUACCACAAGUGAGUAAAAAACUGUUUCAGGAUUUUGAACCUACACUAAUAACAAUCACGUAAAACUAUUGCAUGUCAUGCCCGCUGUGAAGUUAGGUAUUGGUUGACAUCAGUGGUAGAUGUGGCACAAUAUUCCAUCAUUAGAAUACGGUCCAGUACGUAAAAACUGCGUACAUGCCUAGUUGACUUAACUUUGCUCAAAAGGGCAAAGAACAUUUUAUAAAGGGCAAAGAACAUUUUAUAAAGGGCAAAAUAGCUAAAUUGUGAAUUAUUUAGGAAGAGUAAGCCAAGAGAGGAAAUGAAAUGAAAUAGCCUUUU